UCGCCGGCAGUGUAUGCGCAAAGCGAGGGGGAGUUGCCCAGCGCCGGCAAUGCAGGCUCAGAACGCCAAGGGGCGCACCUUCAAAUAUCGGCCGGCGUUGGGGGGCUGCCGCCAUUUCUGAGUUGGCAAUCGGAGUGUGAGGACGGUGAAGCAGAAUGUCGGACGAAGGCAAGCUCUUUGUUGGUGGACUCAACUUCGACACGAACGAGCAGUCGCUGGAAUCCGUCUUCUCCAAAUAUGGGCAGAUCUCCGAAGUUAUUGUCAUUAAAGACCGGGAGACACAACGAUCAAGGGGUUUUGGUUUCGUCACGUUUGAAAAUCCUGAUGAUGCAAAGGAUGCUAUGUUAGCUAUGAAUGGGAAGUCUAUUGAUGGGCGUCAGAUUAGAGUGGAUCAAGCUGGAAAAUCCUCUGGAGACCGUUCCCGGGGUUACAGAGGUGGAAAUGCAAGCAGCCGCGGGUCUUUCCGUGGUGGGUCUGGGCGUCGAACACGAGGGUUUUCUAGAGGCAGUGGUGGAGACAGAGGGUACGUUGGACGCUAUGAUUCAAGAAGUGGUUACUCGGGAUCGAAGGAUUACCAAAACAAAGAUAGGAGUCAAUGGAGCUAUGGCGGUAGUGGCUCUUACCGGGACAGUUAUGACAGUUAAGCUACACACAUCGAAUAAAUAAAUCUUCUUGACUCAAGAUCGUCCUUCCUAUGGCUGUAUUUAUAAAGAUUUUCGAAGCUUCGUGGAAUCGCAUUGUGUACUUGUAUUCUCAUACCUUGUAGUAUUUCAGUUUGGCCUUGUUAAUCACAGCCUGACAGCUUCUGACAUGAGGAUGCACACUUAAGUGUUGUCUCAGUAAUUUUGGAAUUAAACGAGCUAACAAACAGUAGCAUGCUCAGGCACUUGACAAAGCCCUCGUUAAUUUGUGUUUUUAAGCAAUAUUGCAAGGUUUUCAUUUUAGUUUAGAUCAGUUUCUUUAUUUUAAUGUUAACAUUGCUCAAACAAUUUCCAGAAAGUUUAGCUAUUUCUGAAUUGAGUGGAGGUGACUGGAAUUUUGGCGGGGAAAAAUGCAAAAAAGGGUUAACAGUGUGUUCUCAGUCUAUUUUUAUGGUAAGCAAACUGAUGUUUUAUAGAAGCUGAACAAGCUGUGGUGUUUAUUUCAAAAUAAAGGCUCAUAUAGCCACUUAUUCUUGUAAAAAGGUGUCAUUUGAAACGUUCCUUUAGUGUAGCAAGGUAGGAAAACAACAUGGGAACAGAAGAUAUUGCCUGCCUCUCAAACCGCCUUGAUACUGCUGAAGAUAAAUGGUAUCUUUUUUUAACGUAAUUGGACAUCUGUGCAUCUUUCAGUAGUUUCAAGCGUUCUGUACACUGUAAACAAAGUUAAUCAUGUUCCAGAUUCUUCAAAAUUAACAUAUGAAGUUCUGAGCAAUGUAUCUUUAUAAGAUGGACAUGUACUGGAUGAGAAAUAUUUGGAAAUGGCUUUUUGUGUUGUAUGUUCAAGUGGUUUAGAGUUGACCUUUUUGUACUGGAAACAGGCUUCACGAAGCCUCAUUAAAAGAAAUACCUGACUUAUAA
Messenger RNA from Leucoraja erinaceus (little skate), 1559 nucleotides. RefSeq names its product cold-inducible RNA-binding protein-like. The transcript has 7 exons. Lineage: Eukaryota; Metazoa; Chordata; Chondrichthyes; Rajiformes; Rajidae. The coding region runs from base 156 to 644 and encodes 162 amino acids. The record is from RefSeq and is a predicted model, not a curated record. Gene Ontology annotation, cellular component: spliceosomal complex. Gene Ontology annotation, biological process: positive regulation of mRNA splicing, via spliceosome. Gene Ontology annotation, molecular function: RNA binding.